AUGAUCAUCCAGAGCGACAUCGAAAGCGAACUGUUUCGUGUAUGGAGCCUUAUCUCCGAGCUCUCUGAUCAGCUCCAAGAAAACCGAAUGGUCACUGCAGACCUCCGUGCACAAGCCGAUGGCCUGAAGGAACGCCAAGGCAGUACAUUCGGGAACUGGAUACCCUUUGCGACGACGACGACAGAGGUCUUCGAAGAAGAGCUCGAAAAGCUCAACAGUCAGUUUCAAACAGAAAAUCAGAAUCUCUCGAAUGAGAACAAGCAGCUGAGCGUACUUGUUAAGGAGUACGAACAGACUCUCGAGAGCGUCAUGAGCAAAUUUCGAAUACACGCUCACGCCUCACAAGAGCAUGAAUUGGCGUUGACACGUCAAUAUGAACAACAGAUCAUUGCGCGUGAGAGCAACACUUUGACUCAUGAACUUGAAGAAUCUGCCAAGAUAUCCCUCGGACUCGCUCGUAUCUCAGCAGGCCUACGCAUGGCGCUGCGGGCGAGUGCAGGCGAAGACGUCGAUGGGACCGUUGCAGACCCUUCGUUGCCAAAUGCGUCAUCGGACACCCAUGCUCUGGAAAGGGAGUGCGAACUCGUAAGGCUCGAACGAGAAAACGAAGAGUUGCGAGCGCUCUUGGAGCUUCGAGAUUCCAAGGACACUGCAACCCUCAAGGAGGAGAUUGCUCAAGAAACGAGAGAAGCAUAUGCCCGUCGAACAGGAGGCCAACUUGACAGCCCAUUCAUGGCUCACAAUAUGGACGGUCAUCGAAUGUUUGCCCCCGGCGGGUUCAGAGGGCUUUCCAGAGGAGGCAAGCGCGGCGGAAUGUCCAACCGGGGCAAGCCUCGAAUGUUUGGAACAGCUCAGGGAUGGUAA
Messenger RNA from Serendipita indica DSM 11827, 864 nucleotides. Lineage: Eukaryota; Fungi; Basidiomycota; Agaricomycetes; Sebacinales; Serendipitaceae. The record is from the annotation of a GenBank genome assembly.